Messenger RNA from Staurois parvus, 337 nucleotides. The record is from the annotation of a GenBank genome assembly. NCBI's taxonomy places the organism in Eukaryota, Metazoa, Chordata, Amphibia, Anura, Ranidae.
GCAGGGCAGAGGACAGGGGUCACUGCUGGCAGGGCAGAGGACAGGGGUCACUGCUGGCAGGGCAGAGAACAGGGGUCACAGCUGGCAGGGCAGAGGACAGGGGUCACAGCUGGCAGGGCAGGGGACAGGGGUGACUGCUGGCAGGGCAGAGGACAGGGGUCAGCGCUGGUAGGGCAGGGGACAGGGGUCACUGCUGGGAGGGCAGAGGAUAGGGGUCACUGCUAGCAGGGCAGAGGACAGGGGUCACUGCUGGCAGGGCAUAGGACAGAGAUCACUGCUGGCAGGGCAUAGGACAGGGGUCACAGGUGGCAGGGCAGAGGACAGGGGUCACAGCUGG